Microplitis mediator is the source of this 2410-nucleotide messenger RNA. RefSeq lists its product as uncharacterized. Gene Ontology annotation, biological process: termination of RNA polymerase II transcription. The transcript is spliced from 11 exons. Gene Ontology annotation, molecular function: helicase activity; transcription termination site sequence-specific DNA binding. Bases 201 to 2270 code for a protein of 689 amino acids. Gene Ontology annotation, cellular component: nuclear body. The record is from RefSeq and is a predicted model, not a curated record. NCBI's taxonomy places the organism in Eukaryota, Metazoa, Arthropoda, Insecta, Hymenoptera, Braconidae.
AGAUUGCGUUGUAUCUUCAAUGUGUUCAUUAAUUACACAUUUUUUAUCCACGCGCUUCGCUGUUUGAACAAUACAAUUUAUAAUGAAAAUAACAAUUGCUACUGAAGGUAAAAAUGAAGUAUAUGACUUAUUUAUGUUCUUUAUAAAUUAAAUAAUUAUACUGCACGUUUGAUAAAGAUAUAUGACAACAUUUAUAUGAUAUGGAAAAUCCAGUCGGCGUCGAGAGUAAUAACGUGAGAUUUUUAAAAAACCAAUUUCUGUAUCAAGUCUUACAGUGGAGUCCAAAAUGGUUUUUAGAACAUGAUAAAAAAAGAUCGAUUGUUACAUCAAUGAAAUUGAUUUCUCCAAAAUUAUCUUAUGAUACUUUUGAUGAUUAUCGCAAAACUCAGUUGCCUGUAUUAGUCCAUGAAUUUUGGUAUGAUAUGAUGGAAUCUCACAGUAAAGAAGACGACAAUAUUGAAACUAAGGCUCCCAGCAUCGAAUUGUUCAAGAUUCCGUUAUUAGGCAGAUGUUUAAAAGUAAAUCACGAUAUUAAUGUACACGACAAAAUUUUUAGUUUCAAAGUUCGUACUAAAAUAAAAUCUGAUUCGAAAGACUGGUAUCCGCAUCACAAUACUCUGGUUAAAUUUAAUAAUCCGUUAGCUGAAAAUCAAGAACAAUUUGCUUACAUUGAAUAUUUUAGUCGACAACAAGUACCUGAUAAAACUGAGUAUGAAUUAACAUACGAAUUGAUGACAAAAUAUCUGGGGCAUAGUAAGAUUCCAGAUUCAAUAACUAUAGAACCAAUCAAGAUAAAAAUGUCAGUUAUUUCAAAUUAUCUAAAUUCAUUACUGUAUCUUCCUAAAUCUCCAUUAAAUAGAGCGAUACUAAACCCAACACUGGCUUACUAUGAAUUUUCAUCAAUCAAUGAUGAAGAUAAGAUUCAACCAGUUACACAGGACAAUCUGAACUCAAAACAAUUGGAAAUUAUGGCAAGAAUUGUUAAAACAGUUGAGGAAAACAAACCAAAAAUAUGUAUCGUCUCAGGACCUGCUGGAACAGGAAAAUCAAAAGUUAUUAUGAAUAGUAUUUUCUCAAUGAUAAGCAGAAAAAGUACUGACCGUAUAUUAGUAUGCGCGCAAUCUAAUCUAGCGAUUGAUUCAAUUGUUCUUCAGCUUUUGGAUGAAAAACCAAAACUCGAAAAAAAAAAUAUCAAAUUUAAUCUGAUUCGUCUGGGUUCUGAAGAAAAAAUGAAUGUUUUAGUAAAACCAGUAUCAUUUUUAACACUUACGAAAGAUGUAGAUAACAAUAAAAAAACAGAUUUUGUAUCAGAGCUUUUGUCUAAUAGCAAUGUAAUUGUCAGUACAUUGAUGACUUGUCAAUCUUCUUAUUACAGAAAUUAUUUAAAGAAUUUAAAGAUUUCAGUUUGCAUUGUUGACGAGGCAUCUCAAGCUUCAGAACUAGAAACAUUUUUACCUUUAAGACUGGAUGUUAAAAUUUUAUUUCUAGUUGGUGAUCCUAAACAGUUUAAACCUCGAUUAAAUUCUGAAGAAGCAAGGAAAAUUCAAAAUUUGGACAAAUCAUUACUUCAUCGAGUGCAAAAAGUAUUUGAAAAAAAGAAUAAAACUCCUGUUUUGAUGUUAGAUACUCAGUACCGUAUGGUAAAAGCAAUUGCCCAGUGGCCUAAUAAUUAUUUUUAUAAUGGAAUUUUAAAAAAUGGAGUCUCUAUCUACCCAUUGGGUAUUUACAAGUACAAAUUACUUAGCCACACAUCGCCGGAAGAUGGAGAUGGCUUAACAAAUAUUGGAGAAGCUAAACUAGUCGUCAAUAUUGUUUAUUCUUUAUUAAUGCUCAUGUAUUUGGAAAAAUUUAAUUUCAAAAUUAGCUUGGGUAUCAUCGCACCCUUUGAAGAACAACGCGAUUUAAUAAUAAAAUUGCUGGAUCAAGAAGAAAGAUUUAACAGCAUUAGCAAAGAACGUAAAGAAAGGAUUAAUAUCAAAGUUGUAAAAAUGUCAGAUUGUUUUCAAGGCUCGCAGUGUGAUAUUAUUCUGAUGUCAUGCGUCAAAAGUACUAGCACUGAUCACAUUGAUGAUCCCCACAGACUUUGCGUCAGUUUGACAAGGGCUAGACAUACUUUGAUAAUAUGUGGUAAUUUAAAUAAGUACAAGGAAAAUUCACUUUGGAAUGAUCUUGUUACUGAUGCGGAAGAACGCGAUGCUUUCAUUCAUGUUGGGUCUGAUAAACUUGAUAAACCAAAAAAUAUAAAACCCUUACUAAUUCCUAUUAUCUAGAUUUUAUUUAUUUAUUUAUUUUUUUUUAUGUCUAGACAUUACGUCCAAUUAAGUAUUUUUUUGAAUUAUUUGAAGUCACAUCUGUUUAAAAUUAUUACACAUUGAGGAAAAGUUAUACCUAGUAUUAAAUUGAUUAUUUC